GCUCGGUCCCAGGCUUCAGUCCUGAUGCAGAUCUGCCACAGUGGAGUUGGUCGCGCGCAGAACAGGAGCAGAGGUGUUACGCACGAGUCCAUCUCGAGACUAUAAACCUAUGAUAAACUCUUGUUAAGGAAGGGAUUCUGUUCUCAUGGUGGGUCCUUCAUCUGCCCGUCGAAGAGCGCGGUGAAGUGCUGGCUGUUUUAAUGUCACCUCCAAGCACAAUGGAUUACGGACGGACCAUGGCCCCUCCGGUACCCCCCCACAACCCCAACCAGAGCCGGCCAGGGGGGGAGCGGCUGCUGAAGUGCGUCCUGCUCGGAGACGGAGCUGUGGGCAAAACCAGUCUGGUGGUCAGCUACACAACGAAUGGCUACCCAACCAGAUACGUCCCUACUGCAUUUGAUGACUUCUCAGCUGUGGUACAGGUGGAUGGAAACCCAGUGAGACUACAGUUAUGUGACACUGCAGGACAGGAUGAGUUUGACAAACUCCGCCACUUCUGCUACAGCCGGACUGACGCCCUGCUGCUCUGCUUCAGUGUGGUCAGCCCGGCGUCCUUUCAAAACGUCUGGGAGAAGUGGGUCCCCGAAAUACGGCGCCGCUGCCCCCUCACACCCGUUCUUCUCGUCGGCACACAGUGCGACCUGCGGCAGGACGUCAAAGUGCUGAUCGAGCUGUCCAGGCGGAGGGAGAUGCCCGUGCUGGAGGAAGACGCCAGGGCACUGUCGGAAAAAAUUGGGGCUGUAACGUACAUUGAGUGCUCAGCGCUGACACAAAAGAAUCUGAAGGAGGUGUUUGAUGCGGCCAUCGCUGUCGGGCUGAGGCAGUCUGACAGGAGAGUGAGGAGGGAGAGGAAGGUCCGCAGCACGGCCGAUAAGAUGAAGAUGCUCUCCAAGUCCUGGUGGAAGAAGUAUGUCUGUGUCCAGUAGGGAGACGCUUCCUGUGACUCAUGAUAAAGCUGCUGACUUAUUGGAGGGGACUGAGAUUGAUGCAAGGACUUUUUUUAUGUUCACCUGGACGUCUUCACAGCUUGUUGGUGGAUUGACUUUUAUUCAAUGGAGCAAUAGCUCAACAGAGAGCUGUAGAGUCGUUGUAGGAAACAUCCUUUUGUUGAUGCCUAAAAGACAGAUGGCUGUCUGCUACCUAGAGCCCGUCUGAACUGUUAAAUAUGACUGUGACCAGCAUUCAACCAAAAAUAAUGGAGCUAAUAAAGUUUUAUGGCACAUGAACUCUAUAUCCUACUGGACGUGUCCAAAGGAAAUGUGAGCUGACUUGGAGGGGAGGUGUCCAGACAGUGAUGUUAUGUACUAAAAGUAUACUCCUCGUAUGAGUCUGAUUCGAUGCCCAAACGAUGAUAUAAUGAUAUAAUUGUCUAUGUUCUACACUGUAAUGCAUCCCCUAACACAUGAUUUAUUUCACUGAACUCAGAACAUGAAGUUAAUGUAAACUAGCUUCAAUCCCAAAUCAAAGAUUCCAUAAUUAUACUGUUGAGAGCCAAAGCCACUCCAGCCCCUUGCUUCCUAAAUUAAGGAGCAACUUCAGUUUGUGAGUCACAUGUGUAACUGAUCCUGUUUAUUUUUACUCAUUUUCUUUUGGAUUACAACCAAAUUGUAAAUUAGUAUAAAUUACUUUUGAAUCUAUGAGUUUCUUUGGGAUUGUUGCAGUCCAGUUCAGUAUAAACUACAAGUUAAUGUAGGGAUUUCUCUUCACCAGCUUGUGUCUGUGCCACAUUUUGAAUUGUUACUAAAGCAGUCACACUGUUAGUCGACAACACGGUUAGACGCUCUACACCUAAUCAUGUCUGAUACAGUAGAUUCAAGCACCAAACAGUACGAAUAAACCCAAUAUAUAUUGAUUUAUGCAAUAACACCUGUAGUGCUAAAAUAAAAAAGUGUGUUAGUUUUUAUAACUUUACCGUUACAAGUUUGCAGCAAUAAGUUGGGUGGUGCCACUGUACAUUGCACUUAUAAAACACAGUCCAAACACAUCACUGAAGUCUCGCCAUGCAAUGGCCUGUGGAGCAGUGGUGUACAUUAGACAUAGAGCAGCACGUGCACAUGUGGUGCUUGAGAUGUAGGAUUACAGUGUCACUGAAACAGUGGCUGAUCUGCAUUUUCCCUGCACUACCCACCAGUUUGGAUGAUCACAGGGUCUUUCUUUGUCAUUGCAGUCAGGGCCUUAAACAGAUAAUUAUAAUUCUUUCUCAGCCAGCAUAUUGGAGCUCUCUACUCUUUUGAAAUUAUACAGUAAAUGAGGUGAAAUCACCAAAGAGACUGAUUAUAUGUUUGCUUCUUAUUUUUCAGAAGCCUGUCAUUCAGCUCUGUCUAUUUAUCUGUUCCUUCUGGGCCAAUAACUGAUCAGCAGAUGUUUGAAAUAUUGUAUAUCAUUAUGUAUGUUACAUAGUACUCAUUUAUGAUGUUUGUAAUGUCAUCAGGAUAAAUCUGUGUGUACAUAAGUGAGUCAGUCACGGCUGUGCUGUCCUAAUGGUACUUAACAGAAUGAGUGUUCAGUUGAUGUCUGAAUUUUGGCAUGAGAGCAGUUUGUUGAGCUGUAUGAGCAGAACAAAAUAAAAUGUGAAAUAUUUAAACUGUU
Molecule: messenger RNA, 2589 nt
Organism: Trematomus bernacchii (emerald rockcod)
Lineage: Eukaryota; Metazoa; Chordata; Actinopteri; Perciformes; Nototheniidae
Gene: rhoub
Product: ras homolog family member Ub
Exons: 3
Coding region: 201-926 (241 amino acids)
Biological process (GO): small GTPase-mediated signal transduction
Molecular function (GO): GTPase activity; GTP binding
Source: RefSeq, a predicted model, not a curated record